AUGUGGAUUCUUGCCCUACUCACCAUGCCAGCAGCUCUGAUUCUGGGAGGACAUGUGGCACAUGGCGCUGGGGCACGUAAAGCAACAACAACAGCAGCAGCAGCAACCACGACACGUCCCGUCAUUGAGCCCACCGUUUCCCUUGACCGGACUGAUGCAUCCGGAUUACACGUAAGAUGGGAUUUCCAGGAAGUUAUGCACGAUUCAAUAGAGAAAAUCGAGCUCAUCGCGGUGCCAGUGGACAGUGAACUGGGCGUGACCAACGCUAGUGCCGUUGUCGCCUCAAAUGCCACUGAAGGCUCCAUUACCACUGGCCUGAGACCCUACACUGAAUACGAUGUAGUAGUGCAAGUCACUACAAAUGCUGCCACAACAGCCUACCCAGCAGGGCGAGCGUGGACAUGGUCGUCCGGUAAAUGA
Molecule: messenger RNA, 420 nt
Organism: Mesocestoides corti
Lineage: Eukaryota; Metazoa; Platyhelminthes; Cestoda; Cyclophyllidea; Mesocestoididae
Source: the annotation of a GenBank genome assembly